Molecule: messenger RNA, 1188 nt
Organism: Eucalyptus grandis
Lineage: Eukaryota; Viridiplantae; Streptophyta; Magnoliopsida; Myrtales; Myrtaceae
Exons: 3
Coding region: 198-917 (239 amino acids)
Source: RefSeq, a predicted model, not a curated record
AGGCAAAGCUCUCUGUCUGUGACCACGGCUUGUGAUUUGUGAAGAAGCAGCCUCACACUUGCAGGGUCAAAGCAACGAUCUAGAGAUGGAUAAUUACUGCCACUGCACAUACGAUGAUCGGCCAAAUCUCCAUUGUAUCUACUCACAAGCAGCAUUGACAUGUGUCAUCUUCCUCUCUGCAUAGAGUCACCCAAAGAAUGGCGACGGACAAAGUGAGCUUGAAGCUUCUGGUCAACAAGAGCACCCGAACGGUGCUCUUUGCUGAAGCAGGCAAAGAUUUUGUAGACUUCCUCUUCCACAUCCUUGCAUUGCCGGUCGGAACGGUGAUCCAGCUCCUCACAAAAACCGGGAUGGUGGGCAGUUUAGGCAAUCUCUACGGCAGCGUCGAGAAGCUGAACGAUGUGUACAUUGAACCUUCCAAGAAAGACAUUCUCUUGAAACCCAAAGCACCCUCCUGUGUCUCUGAAAUCCCACUUAUAUUGCCUGAGACUUCUUCAGAUUCAACGCCCAAAACCUACUACAGGUGCCCUCAACGUUCGUAUAAUAACUGUUCAGGCUAUGUGGCAGAGGACCCUUCUGCACAAUGUCCCCAGUGCAAUAAUUCCAUGAACCAACCAUUCACUCUUGUCAAAUCACUGGCUGGUAACCCGGCGGCUGCUGCGGCAUCAGUAGCUGAAUCAAAUAGUAAGGCUGGUUUCGUGCACGGGGUGGUUACGUACAUGGUGAUGGACGAUCUGGAGGUGAAGCCAAUGUCGACUAUCUCAAGCAUUACUUUGCUUAACGAGUUCGACGUGAAGGAGAUUGGGCUGCUCGAGGAGAAGGUGGUCAGCUUGGGAAUGGACGAGGGUAUAAAGCUAUUGAGGAUUUCAUUUCACUCCAAGAAGGUUCUCACGGAUGUCUUUCUCGAUGACAAGUGAGAGAGAUCGUGAUCAAGUGGCUAUGUGUGUGGGGAUGUGUGAUAUAAGAAGUAUGUGGAGUGAUAUGUUCUGAUUUUGUGAAAGUAUAUGCAAGUCGUGCAGCGCGGGCUGACAUUUUUAAGGUUUUUCUUUUUUGUGUGGACGAUUAGCAAGUUUAUCAUCUCUUUUAGCGAUAUGACUGUAUUAGUCUGGUUGUAAAAAUGAGUGAACAUGCUGAAGAAAGAAUAUAAGUCUCAUAGCCUAUAAUGAAUGAUAAAGCAUUUGUCAGAAA